AUGGUGCUGAGAGAGGGCGGAGGUCUUGAAACAGCCAUCUGUCGCUUUGAGCGGACUGCAGGCCUCCUGGUGCUGGAUGUGAAGAGAGAUUACGUUGGCAUCAGAAUUCGAGAAAAUGCAUUCGAUCCGCAAGGAAAGCAGCAGACCAGCUUUCUAGAUGACUUGGCUCAUUAUGACUUGGCUGCCAAUGUUGCUUUGCCUUGGCUCUGUGAUUCAGAAGUCCAAACAUCUUUGGGAAAAGGAAAAACGAAAUUGCCGCUGUGUCAAAAAUUUCUCUCUCUCAGCCGACCUGAAAGAGAAGCUCUGAUUUUAUCAUCUUAUGCUGGGAUGCUAAUGAACAGCAUUCCUGUGGAAGAGAUCUUUGGGAUUUAUAAGGCAGGCUCUACAGCUUCCAACCGGCAGAGCUCGACAAAAGCUCACUCGAUCCAUCCUCAUAAUCUCUCGCUGCAUCCUUUCGCCAUGCUGAUGGCCCCCCAAGCUGCUGAAUAUGCCUGGAAACAGAGUAUGAAGUCUCACCAGGCUUCUGCAAACCGAAAUCCCAUCAGUAGCUCAACAAAAAGAAUGGGCACUGAUGACUAA
This is a messenger RNA of Heteronotia binoei (common prickly gecko), 579 nucleotides long. It is a transcript of the gene C16H2orf80, whose product is annotated as chromosome 16 C2orf80 homolog. The record is from RefSeq and is a predicted model, not a curated record. Bases 1 to 579 code for a protein of 192 amino acids. The transcript has 8 exons. NCBI's taxonomy places the organism in Eukaryota, Metazoa, Chordata, Lepidosauria, Squamata, Gekkonidae.